Messenger RNA from Atta colombica, 1174 nucleotides. It is a transcript of the gene mRpL1, whose product is annotated as 39S ribosomal protein L1, mitochondrial. The transcript is spliced from 8 exons. Bases 66 to 1130 code for a protein of 354 amino acids. The record is from RefSeq and is a predicted model, not a curated record. NCBI's taxonomy places the organism in Eukaryota, Metazoa, Arthropoda, Insecta, Hymenoptera, Formicidae.
GCGCUAUCUAUGGAGCAAUUAGUUUGUGCUCCGUUUCUUCUGCUUGUUCUUGUGCUUGAUAAGACAUGACAGCGGUUAAUGGUUGGUUAUUAAACAAUCUUUCCACGAUGUAUAGACACGCAUCGUGUUUUAAUUUUUAUCCCUUAAUCAGUUUCCUACAAGCGCGAAAUUAUGCUGCCAGAAAAGGUACGAGAGAAAAAGCAAGGAAGAAAAAAAUCAAAAAGGUCAUUGAAAAGGUGGGCUUCAUCCCGCAUGAUCAGAGAAUGAAAGUUACAGGUGUAAAGAAGACACUCGAGCUAAAGGAUAUUUCACCAGAUGACAGUAAGAAGCCCGAACCAAUAGAUAAUGUAUGGAUUUCAAGAUAUCAUAAAUGGAAAAUUGAUUCAUUUGAAGAAGCAGUUCAGAAUCAUCGUGAAACACAUCAUCCCACUAUAUAUAAUUUGCCAAAUGAACCUAUAAAAGCAUUUCUAGAAUUGGAUAUGCAAGGUGUGAAAAAGACAAAAUUUGUCGAUCCUUUUACACGAAUAGUAUGUCUACCACAUGUAUUCGAUCAUGGUCAAACCAGAAAACUACUAGUAUUCUGUAAGAGUCUCGAAAUGGAAGAGAUUGCAAGAAAUGCUGGAGCUGAUUAUGUUGGUGGUAAACAAUUAAUAAAACAGAUUCAGAAUGGACAAUUUUCAAUGAAGGAAUACGAUAUUAUUUUGUCAGAACCAACUAUUUUACCUGAUUUGUUAUUAAUUAGGGGACUUAUGAGAAAAAGAUUUCCCAGUGCUAAAUCAGGUACUUUGGAUACUGAUUUAAAAACAAUGAUAACGAAGUUUUCAACUGGUAUGAAAUAUAUGGGAAAGCCACAUGAAAUUCUUAAGUCUUUUGGAACCGUCGAUAUUGCAUUUGGAACGCUUGAUAUGGACACAAAACAGUUGGAGGAGAAUUUUGCUAUCAUUAUUAAAGAUGUCAACAAAGCGAGACCACGUCGACCAGGACCUUUCAUCACAAGAGCUCUAAUUACGUGUUCGCCAUCGCCAGAAAAGUUUAAAGUUGACUUUGAACAGUAUCUAUCUGAAGAUAAAGUAACAGAAGAAGCAGAAGAAGAAGAAGCAAGGCAAGACGCUGUUAUCGCAUCUCAUUAAAUUUGUUCACAGGACUAUAUAUAAUAAAAUAAUAUGUAUAGUUA